CGCGAGUGAGGGGGUGUGUGCGCGAGCCGGGGGCCGAGUAGUAGCGCCCUGCGCGGCGGCUGUUGCUGGGGUGGAGGGGCAGCGCCGCGCGCCGGAGCUGCUGCCCGGGCGCCGCGCGGAGGCGGCCGGGGGAGGGGGGGAAGCAGGGGCCUCCCCAUGAGUGAAAAUGGUGCUGCGGCUCGAGGGGAGCUGGUCGCUGCUGGUGGGCAAGAGGUUCCUCAGCCUGGCCGAGGAGGAGGGCGGCUCGUGGGAGACCGGCCGCGUCUCCGAGUGGCCCUGGAAGUCGGGCCGGAUCCGGGCCGUCUCGCACACGGACAUAUCCAAGCAGGACCUGAAGGUUUGUGUAGAAUUUGAUGAUGAGCCGUGGGAGAAAAGAAGAUGGAUAGAGGUCUACAGCCAUAAAAUGAAAGCAUUCCUGGUGGAGCAAAAGCUGGUACUGGCUGAAAGGAGAUCUCAUGCCAGUUCUAUGUCUCCUGUUCAGUGGCCUGCAAUGACUUACAAAUCCUUAUUGGACAAGGCUGGUUUAGGAUCAAUGGUUUCAGUACGCUAUCUUGGUGAAGAGAGAUGUGUUUUUCUUUCUCAAGACCUUUUGACACCCAUUCAGGAUGUGGAAAGUUCCAGGCUUCCUCUAAUGGAUGAUGAAAAUGUUAAUGAAGAAAUUCAGGCCUUGGUUAAGAAACACCUAGAUGAAACCCGCUUGGUACAAGGUGGCAAAAAUAUCAUUGGUUCAAGAAUCAGAAUUUAUAGCCUGGAUCCAUCCACCCAGUGGUUUACAGCAGUUGUUGUAAAUGGUAAUCCAGCUACAAGGACUCUAGAAGUUGACUGUCAGGAGAUUCCAGCUUUAAAAACACUUGAUCCAGAGUUAAUUCAUGUUGAAAUCAUAUAUGACAAUAAUGGAAAAUGUGAUAAAUCUAAAAGAAAUGGAGGCAUGAAAAGGAAGUCUUCUGAGACAAGUGGAUGUGUUGAUGCUAAACACACAAAAUCCUCUCCUGAGGUUUCUCACAGUCAGGGACAUGUGCAGUCAGUACCAACAGUGUUUGGUGAAGCAUUGCUAGGAUGUACUCCUGCUAAUAAAGACCAAAGGCAUCAAGGCCUGCCCCUGCCAGCUAACUGUCCUCCCAAUCUUGGUGCGGAAACUCCUCAGGGCACGUGUAGACGAAGCUUACCAGAAACGCAUCCUUCUUGUCUUAAUGCUGGAGUUAAACCAUCAAAAGAUCUGCCUGCCUUUCCUAAAGUGGAGUAUAUAUCUAAAGAACAAAUACAAAAUCCCAGUGAUCAGAAUGGUAAAUAUACCUCUUUGAUAAACACGAGAUCUUCAUCUUUGAUUGAUUCAGUUAAUGAAAAGCUAGCCAACAUGAAAAAUAUGAAAGAGUCUCUUAUCAAGUCCACGACAAACUUUCCAAAAGAAUGCAUUUCUGUAAAACAUUUCAACUCUUCCAUAGCAAUACCCAGAGUCAGCAGCACUAUUGAACUGCAGAGGACUUUAGAUUGUAGGCCCUCAACAUCAGAUGCUCAUCUUAUCUCCUUUACUGAGUCUGGAGUUAAAUCACAAAGCAAUUGCAAUAGUCAGAACAGCCACAAAGGAAGCAAAAUUGAGGAACAUACAGACAUGGAAUUUUCUUUUAGAAGAAAUUCAAAUGAGUUUCUCUUUGAGAGAAAUGAAAAUGAAAGCAUUUGGACUGGAAGCACUAAGAUCCAGGAUAAUGUAAUGGUUCGCAAGUCAAUUUUAGCAGAUGCUUCUAAAGUGAAGAAGCUACAGCAAAGUGGAGAAGCAUUUGUACAGGAUGGUUCCUGCAAUAAUAUCGCACCUCACCUGCAUAAGUGCAGGGAAUGCCGUCUGGACAGUUACCGAAAGAAUAAAGAGCAAAGAGACUCCACUGUCUUUUGCCGAUUCUUUCACUUUAGGAGGCUGCAGUUUAAUAAACAUGGAUUACUGCGUGAGGAAGGCUUCUUAACUCCAAAUAAGUACGACCCUGAGGCUAUUAGCUUGUGGCUACCUUUAUCAAAAAAUGUUGUGGGUCUAGAUCUAGACACAGCAAAGUAUAUUCUAGCCAACAUUGGAGACCACUUCUGUCAACUGGUGAUAUCUGAAAAAGAAGUCAUGUCUACAAUUGAACCACACAGACAAGUAGCCUGGAAGCGUGCAGUUCGUGGAGUCCGAGAAAUGUGCGAUGUCUGUGACACCACAAUCUUCAACCUUCAUUGGGUCUGCUCCAAGUGUGGCUUUGGUGUUUGUGUGGACUGUUACAGGAUGAAGAAAAAAAGCUUGCAUCAAGAUGAUGAAUCAGAUACUUUCUCCUGGUUUAAAUGUGUGAAGGGACAGGUACAUGAACCAGAGAAUUUAAUGCCUACGCAAAUAAUUCCUGGAAAAGCUCUCUAUGAUGUUGGUGACAUUGUUCACUCUGUAAGAACAAAAUGGGGAAUAAAGGCAAAUUGUCCUUGUGCAAAUAAGCAGUUCAAGGCACUAUCAAAGCCAACUCUAAAGGAGGAUGCAAAACAGACCUUGGUAGCUGGAGAGAGGACUGGCUUUCAACAUAACAAUUUUGUCCUGGGCCCACAAGUCACUACGCAUGAUCCUGCUGUAAAAUCAGUGAUUGGAAAUAAACAAACUACUUCAGUAAAUACUUCCCCUUCGUUAAGUUGGCUAUCAAAUUUAACAAGUGGAAAUGUGAAUAAAGAAAACAAAGAGAAACUCCUCAUCCCUAUUUCAAAGAAUGAAAAUAAGCCUCUUCAGACACUCCCUAGUUUAGCUAAGCCUGCUACGGCCUUGCAGACGUUCAACAGUGCAAUAUUAACACCUGUGAGCAACAAUAACACAGGUUUCUUGCGGAAUCUGUUGAACUCCUCUGGAGGAAAGACAGACAAUGGACUCAAGAGUACACCCAAAAUCCUUGAUGACAUUUUUGCUUCCCUGGUGCAAAAUAGAACCAUUACAGAUUUACCUAAGAAACCUCAAGGAUUGACUAUAAAGCCUACUAUAAUGGGGUUUGAUACACCCCACUACUGGUUAUGUGAUAACCGCUUGCUGUGUCUUCAAGAUCCCAACAAUGAAAGUAAUUGGAAUGUCUUCAGGGAAUGCUGGAAGCAGGGACAGCCUGUAAUGGUGUCAGGAGUACAUCACAAAUUAAAUGCAGAACUCUGGAGACCAGAGUCCUUUAGGAAGGAAUUUGGCCAACAGGAAGUAGAUUUGGUUAACUGCAGGACCAAUGAAAUUAUCACUGGUGCUACUGUAGGGGAUUUCUGGGAUGGAUUUGAAGAUAUUUCAAGCCGCCUGAGAACAGAAGAAGGAGAGCCAAUGGUGCUGAAGCUUAAAGACUGGCCUCCAGGAGAAGACUUCAGAGACAUGAUGCCUUCACGGUUUGAUGACUUGAUGAAAAAUAUUCCAUUGCCAGAAUACACUAGAAGAGGUGGCAAGCUCAACCUUGCCUCUCGACUUCCCAGUUAUUUUGUACGACCAGAUUUGGGCCCCAAGAUGUACAAUGCAUAUGGCUUAAUAACACCAGAGGAUAGAAAAUAUGGCACAACAAACCUCCAUUUAGAUGUGUCUGAUGCAGCUAAUGUUAUGGUUUAUGUGGGUAUCCCCAAAGGACAGGUUGAUCAAGAAGAAGAAGUGCUUAGAACCAUACAAGACGGUGACUCUGAUGAAUUGACAAUUAAGCGUUUUACUGAAAGUCGAGAAAAACCUGGAGCUCUGUGGCACAUUUAUGCUGCUAAAGAUACAGAGAAGAUCCGGGAAUUCCUUAAAAAGGUUGCUGAAGAACAAGGUCAAGAAAAUCCUGUAGAUCAUGAUCCUAUUCAUGAUCAAAGUUGGUACUUGGACCGAUCUCUAAGGAAACGUCUCCAUCAAGAGUAUGGAGUUCAAGGCUGGGCUAUUGUACAGUUUCUAGGAGAUGUAGUUUUCAUUCCAGCGGGAGCUCCACAUCAGGUUCAUAAUUUGUACAGUUGUAUUAAAGUUGCAGAAGACUUUGUAUCCCCAGAGCAUGUCAAACAUUGCUUCUGGCUCACUCAGGAAUUUAGGUAUCUGUCACAUACGCAUACAAACCAUGAAGAUAAAUUGCAGGUGAAGAAUGUCAUAUACCAUGCUGUUAAAGACGCAGUUGGGAUACUGAGAGCUAACGAAUCCAGCCUUAGCAGACCAUAAAGUAGAAAGCCUUAACCACACACUAUGAAACAGAAGCGUUGGCAGCUGUUUUAACUAUUCAGUCAGGACCUCUGUGGACUUUGAGAUUAUAUGAAUGUUACCUCAUCUUCCUUUCAGCAGUACCAGAGGAUUGUGGUACUAUAUUCUGUGUAUUCUUCCAAUGUUUACAAACCUGAUAUGUAUAUGUAGUAAUAUGUAUGGACUGUGGCAUACUGUGAAUGCUCAGUUGCAAUAGAACUUUAUAUGGAGUUACUCUCCAAACUGUACAAAAUACCUCCUAUAGGACUGUCGGAAACUAUUCCAAAUUACUCAUUUGAAAAAUAUUAUUCAAGACAUGUUGUAAAGCUCCAAUUUUUUAAAUUUUAUUUUGGGGUGGGAGGAAUUAUGAAGCCACCCAAUUUAAUAACCUAUUUACAUAAAAAUAAACUGAGAAUGCAGUUCUGAAAUUUCACAUUAACAUAGAACUAGCAUUUAAAAGUAGCUUUAAGCUAUUGUAUAGUAACAUAGAGAUGGGGGGUUAACCAUCUUUAGGUAAAUGUAUUUAAAUUUCUAAAUGUUAAAAAAAAAACCCUUUUAAUCAAAAAAUGUCUUCUGUUUGAAACUGAUCUUUAAUUUGAACUGAUGUUUGAUUCUCUGGUUUUUAACACUGAAUGGUCUACAUAAAAUUCUUCUAUUUCA
This is a messenger RNA of Dromaius novaehollandiae (emu), 4819 nucleotides long. It is a transcript of the gene KDM3A, whose product is annotated as lysine demethylase 3A. Lineage: Eukaryota; Metazoa; Chordata; Aves; Casuariiformes; Dromaiidae. The transcript is spliced from 26 exons. Bases 167 to 4141 code for a protein of 1324 amino acids. Gene Ontology annotation, cellular component: chromatin; histone deacetylase complex. Gene Ontology annotation, biological process: regulation of transcription by RNA polymerase II. Gene Ontology annotation, molecular function: histone H3K9 demethylase activity; chromatin DNA binding; transcription coregulator activity. The record is from RefSeq and is a predicted model, not a curated record.